AUGACACAAGCCGAUUCAGUACCGCAUUCCCUUGAGCUGUGCAGCCGACUGGCAAGCGUGCCCUAUGAAAACUGCUUCGUCGAGAGCACUUCGUCAGAGGGCUUCGACAUUGCCAUUCUCGGGGCUCCCUUUGACACCGCUGUGACGGCAAGGCCCGGGGCGCGCUUUGGGCCAAAGGCUAUCCGAGCUGCGAGCGUAAGAAAGGCAUACGGCUACAGCCUAUACACUGGUGAGAUUGUCAACGCCAGAACAACCUUCAAAGACCUAUGUCACCAAAGCUCAUUCAACCCAUAUCAAGGCCGAGACCCGGUACGAGACUGGGCCAGAGUCGUCGACUGCUCCGACGCCCCAUUGACCUUUCUCGACAACAGGGUAGCCCUCAGGACGCUGGAUCAAGCUCACCGAGCAGUGUCCGGGAGAACAACAGCACACCCAGAAAAGUCGACGAUUCCGCGGAUUGUGACGCUUGGGGGCGAUCACACAACGACUUUGUCUGCGCUGCGGUCGACGUAUAAGCGAUGGGGGCCGGUGUCGGUCGUUCACUUUGAUAGCCAUAUCGAUACUUGGGAUCCGAAAGUUUUGGGUAUGGAAGCUCUCCUUCAACAAAGGGGGCUCAACCAUGGAACCUUUUUGCACAUUGCGCACGAAGAGAACCUCAUCCUCAACUCGUCCAUCCACGCCGGUAUCCGCGCCCCCGUGAUGCGCCAAAAGGCAGACAUGAGAAACGACAGACGCUGCGGCUUCGAUACAAUCACCGCUCGCGAAAUUGACACCAUGGGAGUACAAUCCAUCAUUGACAGGAUCCGAGAGCGAGUUGGGAAUAGCAGCACCUAUAUCAGUGUUGACAUCGAUGUUCUCGAUCCUGCGUUCGCUCCGGCAACUGGCACUCCAGAGCCCAGCGGUUGGAGCACCCGCGAACUGACCACUAUCCUGGCUGGCCUCGAGGGACUCAACAUUAUCGGAGGCGACGUCGUCGAGGUCUCACCCGCCUACGACGACAACGGCGAGAUUACGGCUCUCGCGGCCGUGGAGGUUGUCCAUUCCAUUCUUGAGCUCAUGGUUGCGACGCCAGUCGAGGCGCCACGGCAUGAGUGA
Messenger RNA from Trichoderma reesei QM6a, 1095 nucleotides. RefSeq names its product Arginase/agmatinase/formimionoglutamate hydrolase. The transcript is spliced from 7 exons. The record is from RefSeq and is a predicted model, not a curated record. Gene Ontology annotation, molecular function: metal ion binding; agmatinase activity. The coding region runs from base 1 to 1095 and encodes 364 amino acids. Lineage: Eukaryota; Fungi; Ascomycota; Sordariomycetes; Hypocreales; Hypocreaceae.